AGCCACUCAUGCUCAAAGGCCUAAGGCCAGGGGAGCGUGUGGGAGGCACGCUGAGCGGCCGGCGAGGUGUUGGGCAAGCUGCGGAAGCACAAAGCGACAUUUUGCUCGAUGCGCUGUGCUGCUGCAGGGUGAACCCGCUUUGCGCGGCACCAAAGAGCAGCAUCAAGCUGCGCACCACGCUAGGCAUGAAGAGCAUCGGGAAGAUACUUCUCGGUGGAAAGCCGGCAAACGCCUCAACAGGAGGGCCAGAAAAAAGCCUUUUGCGGGCUACAAGCGCUCCCUCACUGAAGAAGGCGUGUGUGAUCCCAAAGUGGCUGGCGCACGAGCUGCUACAGGAGAGGAACGCCGCGCAAGCGCACGAGGAUUGGCGCCGCGAUGUGACGGAGCGGCUGCAGCAGAUUCGGCGCAAGCCAAGUUUGAAUGAUGCGUUGAACGCUUUGGUCUAUCAGCUCAAGAGAGACAACCUGACAGAGGGGGAGCUCUUCGCGCGGAUCGACGCGGAUAGCGACGGGGAGCUGAGCCGGUUGGAGCUGCAGGUGGCCCUGCGGAAGCUGGGAGUCUCUCUGAGCACUUCGGAGCUCGAUGGGAUCCUGCGCAUCUUUGACAGCGACGGAAGCGGGUCCACCGACUUUUCUGAAUUCUACCAUCUGAUCAAGUCUCAGGAAGACCAUCUUCCAGACAACUACGGCACGGACGAGAAUCAGGGCCGAGAGAAGCUGCAUGGCUACACGGUGGGAGAGCGGGUGAAGCUCCGACUCUGCAUGUCCAACAAGGCGCUGCAGCUGGACGCUCACGCCGACAUAAAGAGCUUGCAUGGGACCAUCGUGGGCAAUGGCGCUCGCAGCGGUACUUUCCUGCUGCAGCUUGAAGACACCAAUGAGAAACUGCUGGUGAAGCCAAGGCAGCUGUCAAAGACAAAGCCUACGAAGGCUGCGCCUUUGAAGAGGAGCAACACAUUUGAACUGGCCUAGCGUCGGCCAGCGUCCUUUAUCAAGCGCUGUUGGAGCGCAUACUGGAGCCUAUGCAGAGUGACUCGCUCCGGGUCCAACGAACCCGUGUUUCCAGGCUUCCAGUCACCGACAGCUUGAGCGCAAGGGACGGCAAAAUGCGGGCAGAGCAAGCCAUCCCAAAGGGAUGUGGCUCUCAGGCCAGCUCAUCUAGAAACCUGGACCAGGUGAAAACCUGCAGCAAGGUUGAGACAGAUUUGCUACCAUGACUUAGGGAUCUGUCCUGUCUCAUGUAGUUG
This is a messenger RNA of Effrenium voratum, 1246 nucleotides long. The record is from the annotation of a GenBank genome assembly. NCBI's taxonomy places the organism in Eukaryota, Dinophyceae, Suessiales, Symbiodiniaceae.